CCCUUAAACCCGCCAUUACCAGGUAAGCAGUGCGUUAUGUGCCUGGCAACUUCGGCCAUGGCUUCCCUCUCCAGAGACGAACCCAAGUACCAAGUUUCCAAUUUUUCAAUUUUUUUGACCAAAUUAAUGAAUUUCCACCUUAAGGCAAUUCAGGCUACCAUUUCAUUGUUGCAGAGGUUGGGGUUCUGUGUCAAUGUAGAGAGGUCUGUUCUCACCCCCACAAAAUGUAUUGAAUACCUAGGAAAUGUCAUUAACAUCAAGUUCGUGACUGCUUCAUUACCUGAGCGUAGAUUAAUCAAAAUUCGCCAAGGAUGUGCAAGUCUUUUGUGUCAAGAUGUUACUUCCAUUCGAGAGGUGGCCAGGGUGAUUGGCCUUCUGGUGGCUGCAAUGCCAGCAGUGGAGUUAGGUAAACUUCACUAUAGGAAGUUGGAAGUGGGCAAGAUUGCCGCGUUGAAACAGGAGCAUGGUAACUUUGACAGGAAAUUAAAUAUUAUUGCUGACAUGAAACCAGAUCUUUCCUGGUGGUUAGACAACAUGGACAGGCACCAGACACACAUCUUUAGGUCAGGCACAGACAUUGACUUAUUUACUGAUGCCUCCACUUUAGGUUGGGGGGGUCACUUGGGGUGUCAGACUACGAGUGGCACCUGGUCCCUGGGUGAAAAAGAGCUUCAUAUUAACAUCCUGGAGCUGAAAGCUAUUUUUUUCUCUAUGCAGGCAUUUGCACAUGAGCUGGAAGGUAGACACAUUAGUUUUUUUUGUGAUAAUACGACUGCCAUAAACUAUGUUAAUGAAAUGGGAGGCACAAAGUCCAAGUCCUGUAAUGAUGCUUCUUCCCAAAUUUGGGAUUGGUGUCUGGAACACAAGUCAUGGAUUACAUGUUCACACAUACCAGGGAAGGUAGCUGAUCUUGCCUUUUGCACAAGUAAUGACAGGCAUGAGUGGAAAUUCAACCCACACAUUUUUACUACUCUGUGUAAUGUUUUUGGGACACCAUCCAUUGAUUUAUUUGCCUCUAGGCUUAACAAACAGGUUACUACAUUCUGUUCUUAGAAACCGGAUCCUGAGGCUAAAUACGUUGAUGCUUUUUCCUUGGAAUAGUCUAAAUUUGAUCUGUCUUACAUUUUCCCCCCAUUCUCAUUAAUUGCUAGGUGCCUACAGAAGUUGCGUGUGGAGCAGGCACGAGGCUGGAUGGUGGUUCCUCUGUGGCCAUCCCAACCUUGGAUGGGCAUGCUGCUCAAGUUGUUAAUAGACUACCCACG
Portunus trituberculatus (swimming crab) is the source of this 1262-nucleotide messenger RNA. RefSeq lists its product as uncharacterized. The coding region runs from base 37 to 1053 and encodes 338 amino acids. NCBI's taxonomy places the organism in Eukaryota, Metazoa, Arthropoda, Malacostraca, Decapoda, Portunidae. The record is from RefSeq and is a predicted model, not a curated record. The transcript has a single exon.